Messenger RNA from Pimephales promelas (fathead minnow), 2750 nucleotides. It is a transcript of the gene fut7, whose product is annotated as fucosyltransferase 7 (alpha (1,3) fucosyltransferase). NCBI's taxonomy places the organism in Eukaryota, Metazoa, Chordata, Actinopteri, Cypriniformes, Leuciscidae. Gene Ontology annotation, cellular component: membrane. Gene Ontology annotation, molecular function: alpha-(1->3)-fucosyltransferase activity. The record is from RefSeq and is a predicted model, not a curated record.
CAGAAGCCACAACCACAUAACAGCACAGAUACAUGCACUGAUACAUGCUUGAUUGGCAAAAGCUAAUGCACCACAUUUCAUAUAUCUUGCUCUUCUACAAUUUUAUGGUGAAAGCAAAGAUCAUCACAUUUAAAAAAGAAGAAGAAAAAAAAAAGAAUGACCAAUUAUUAGAAGGUAACACUCUACGAACUUGACCUGUAAAUAAUCAGAUGUGGCAUGUUAAAGUUAGGUGCUUUAAGGAUCAAGGGGACAUGAAAAAUGGGAGGAGAAGAUGAGGUGAAAGGGUGGAAAAACAUAUAACAUAUGAUCUCAACAGGAAGCUCUUGUUUCCUAUAAGUAAUUUCGCAAAUCUCUCCAUCAUUAAAUUACCAAACCCCCACAUCACUUUGUUUCUCGAAGGACACGACAACUGUGGUCUUCCCCACAAGCCACGUUCCUCAAAGACACAGCAUAAUAAUGGGCUCCAGCAUAAGAUGGAUGUGGAGAUGGAUAAAGAAACUCGCCAAGACUCUCAUUAUUGUAUUCCUGACCAUCAGCUUCGUUGGCUACAGUGUGUUGUUAUUGGUUGAUAAACAACAGCUCAAUGGCAGCAAUACGUCAAUCACAAACAAUAUCACCAUCCUUUUGUGGCACUGGCCGUACGGUAUCCGGUACAGCCUUGCGGGGAACGUGUGUCUGAGGGACUACGGCAUCUCUGGAUGUGUGCUAGUGGACAAUCGCAGUCUCAACGAGAGCGCCGAUCUGAUAGUCUUUCAUAACUGUGAGCUGAAGCUGCGGAGAGAACAUCUUCCAGUAAAUCUCCAUCGGCCCGCCAAACAGAGGUGGGUAUGGCUUUCGUUAGAAGCACCACAAAACAAUGGCAUCUUGUCGCAAUACAAAAACCUUUUCAACCUCACCAUGUCAUAUCACCCUCAUGCUGACAUCACUGUGCCCUACGGGAAGCUGUUACAGAGGAAGAAACCAGGUCUAGACUUUGUUAUCCCAACAAACAAGAGCUAUGAAGCCUGUUGGGUGGUUAGUAACUACCAGAAAAGCCACAGGAGGAGUGCAGUUUUCCAGGAGCUGAACAAGACCCUCAAUGUGCAAUUGUAUGGCCUUUUCGCUAAAAAAAAACUACCAAAGGAGGCCCUGCUCCCAACGAUUUCCCGCUGUUAUUUCUACCUAGCCUUUGAAAACACAAUAUCUCCGCACUAUAUCACAGAGAAACUGUGGAGAAACGCCUUCCAGGCUGGGGCCGUACCUGUGGUGCUGGGCCCGCCACGCAGAGACUAUGAAGCUGUGGCGCCUUCUAAAUCCUUCAUCCAUGUGGAUGAUUUUAAGUCUGUUAAGGCCCUGGCUGAGUACCUGAGAGGUCUAACUAAAGAUCCAAAGAAGUAUAGUUCAUAUUUUACCUGGCGACAAGACUAUACAGUCAAACUAUAUACAGACUGGAGAGAGAGAUUGUGCAAUAUCUGUCCCACCUUUGGAAAAUUUCCAACUCAAAAGGUUUAUGAGGAUCUGAGCUUGGAGAAAAUGGUAACGUAACAGGACACACAGAGAUGGAGUUUUUCAGUUCCUUGCCACUGUUGCCUUGGCUUGCUCAGCUGGGGAUAUUCAAAUUAAUUAACCAAUCAGUAAUUAACCUUAAUCAGCUCUACAAAUCGUGGAUGUUUGUAAUUAUGUUUUUUUGAUGAAAUCUAUAUUGUGAAAAGCGCCAUUUAAAAAGAAAAAAAAAGAAAAGAAAUAAAGAUGGGCACAAAUGCAUCAAAAAGUAUGUAAUUGCAAACACCUACUCAUCAAAUGUAUUUAAAUACAAGUAAUUUGUAAUUUGAAAAUGCAAAAUAUAAACAAAAUUUACAGUCUUGUGUAGUGUGAGAAUAAGUGUGGAGUUAGAUAGCCUACAAAUAUAAAAUAAAAUAUAAAAUAAAAAAGUAACACUUUGGUCACUCGCAGGUCAAUUGACUCACCCAGGAAUUAUUGGAAUACGAGAAAAGCUUCAGUAUGUCAUAGAAAAUGAAAUCUAAUAAAAAAAAUAAAUAAAUCAUUUUUGUCAUUUUGUUUUUGUAACUGAUUUGUUAGAGUGCAAGGGUGCAAGUCAUCACGUCACUUUGUAGGCCAAAACGCGGAAGCGAGUUAGCAUUUUAGCACUUUCAGUUCUCUCGCUCUAAAGUCUAUGGGAUUUUUGAAUGGGUUUUUGCUAAAUCACCAGAAAUAAGGUCUAUGGUGAACAAUAGGCGCCUAUUGGGUAUUUGACAAAAAAAGAACAGUUGGAAUGCAAAACCAUGUCCUAAGCGAAAACGUUAGCCUACAUGAGGCAAUCGUUUAUUUGAAGUCACGGUAGCCUACCUUUGAAUGAAGCACAUUGCUGGCGUGCACCUGCAGUACAUUAAACAGAAGUUCUGACGUCACUGACGUGAUCUAUACGCUGCUGAGGCCAAGGUGGCAAACUGAAACCGCAAUGUGAGAACCCUGUUUCCUCUCAUGUCAACAUGCAUAUCCUCCACAUGAAUUCUUGAAGCAUGGAAAGUCGGUCAGAUCUGUUUUGGGGGUGAGAAAGGCUAAAUGCAAACCCAUAGUCACACACACUUAGCCUAAAAAAAAUACUUGCAAUAUCUUUUGAAGCUGUGCCCAUUCAAGCUCUAUACAGCGUUGGACAAAAAUAAAAAUCAUUGGUUACAUUCUAGAUUGCAAAAAGAUAGAUUACCAAAUAGUUUAAAAAACUUUUAUAUAUGUGCCCUUUUGUUAUGAGAAUAAACUUGUUUUAAAGUUUU